This is a messenger RNA of Naumovozyma dairenensis CBS 421, 1521 nucleotides long. RefSeq names its product Ssu1p (gene SSU1). Gene Ontology annotation, biological process: transmembrane transport; sulfite transmembrane transport. The coding region runs from base 1 to 1521 and encodes 506 amino acids. Lineage: Eukaryota; Fungi; Ascomycota; Saccharomycetes; Saccharomycetales; Saccharomycetaceae. Gene Ontology annotation, cellular component: plasma membrane. Gene Ontology annotation, molecular function: sulfite transmembrane transporter activity. The transcript has a single exon. The record is from RefSeq and is a predicted model, not a curated record.
AUGAAAUACUUGCCCGAAUUCAUAAACCAUUUCGAACCCUUCUUCUUCGUAAUGGUAAUGGGCACAGGAAUAUCCUCCGAUUUACUUCAUUCUUUCCCCUACCCAGCUUGCUGGUUGAAAAUAUGUUCCUACAUAAUGUUCGCCAUCGCAUGCAUAAUAUUCGUCAUUUUACAAAUAUUCGCCAUAUUACAUCUAUUCAUAUACUCCAGUGAAAAUGGAUUCCAAGCAUAUUUUAACCACUAUUUUAGAAAUUUGAAUCAUAACGUUUUUUGGGGUACAUACCCCAUGGGUCUCGUCACUUUAAUCAAUUACAUCUCCAUGAUUGCCAUCAAAGAAGCCGCAGGGACUGUCCAUGCAAAGAGAUUGAUGUAUUUAGUAUAUAUAAUGUGGUGGUAUGACGUUCUCAUCUCUUUGUUAUCAGCUUGGGGGAUCUCAUUCAUCAUUUGGCAAGAUUAUAAUUAUACCGAGAACAAAAAUAAAAACAAGGAUUGUAGAAGUAAUUCUAAUCAAGAAAAUUUAGAAAUCACAAGGAGUUUCCUAUCAAGGAAGACCGCUCAUAGUCAAUUGAAAAGUAUCCUAUUAUUGGCUGUUAUACCCAUCGUGGUUGUCGCAUCAAGUAGUGGGAUUUUCACAAUGACAGAUUUAUUUUCUAUCCAUUUCAAUAGGAAUAUUCAAUUGUUAACAUUGUUCGUUACUGCAUUGUUGUGGUUACAUGCUAUCAUUUUUGUUUUCAUUUUGAUCUCCAUUUAUUUCUGGAAUCUUUACGUUAAUAAGAUCCCUGCCAUGUCACAAGUAUUCACUUUGUUUCUAGUGUUGGGUCCCCUGGGACAAGGUAGUUUUGGUAUACUAUUAUUAACGGAAAACGUUAGAAAAUAUGUUCAAAGAUAUUAUCAAACUAAUACCGGCACCGCAAUAUCGUUAGAACAACAAAUUUUAACUUUAUCAAUCCCAUGGUCUUUCAAAGUCAUGGGAUUAGUCUUAGCCUUGGGCUUAUUAGCCAUGGGUUAUUUCUUCUCCUUCAUAUCAUUUAUUUCAAUCAUUUCGUAUAGCCAAAAGAGAGAAAUUGAUCCAGAAACGGGAAAAUAUAAAAGAAUUUAUCAUUUCCAUAAGGGAUUUUGGGCAAUGACUUUCCCCAUGGGGACAAUGUCCUUGGGGAGUACAGAAAUAUUUGUUCAAUAUAAUGAAUAUGUCCCCACGGGUGCAUUCAGAGUCAUCGGAACCAUUUACGCAGUCAUUUGUAUAUUAUGGACUAUAUUUUGUUUACUCGGUUCAGCUUAUAUUUAUUGGAUUCCUGGUAUGAAAAGCCUGUUGCAAUCCGCUUAUAACAAUAAUAAAGAAAAUUCUGGUAAUAACGAUCCAUCAAUAUCUGAUUCAACUACCAUGGAUAAACCAAGUAUCGAACUACCGUAUUAUGAAGGAAGUGACAACGAAGAUAACGACGAAAACGACGAAAAUGAUCGAGAUAGAAACGAUUCAGAUAUUAUAACAAAUAAUUGCAUGUAUUCACCGAAUAUGGUUUGA